This is a messenger RNA of Lathyrus oleraceus (garden pea), 483 nucleotides long. RefSeq names its product ribonuclease H2 subunit A. Gene Ontology annotation, biological process: mismatch repair; DNA replication, removal of RNA primer. NCBI's taxonomy places the organism in Eukaryota, Viridiplantae, Streptophyta, Magnoliopsida, Fabales, Fabaceae. Gene Ontology annotation, cellular component: ribonuclease H2 complex. Bases 115 to 483 code for a protein of 122 amino acids. The record is from RefSeq and is a predicted model, not a curated record. The transcript has 3 exons. Gene Ontology annotation, molecular function: RNA binding; RNA-DNA hybrid ribonuclease activity.
AGGUAAAAUCGGCUACUGAAAGAGAAAAUUGAGGCUUUUGUAACUUUUAUUGUUAAAGUACUUGGGUAGUAAUGUUAAGCAGAUAAUUGAAUUAUUAGAGAUGUAAUGUAAUGUAUGAUUUGUGCUUUUCAGGUUUAUAUUGAUACGGUCGGAGAUCCAGGGAAAUAUGAGGCAAAAAUGUCUAAAAAUUUCCCAUCUAUCAAAUUUGUGGUUGCUAAGAAAGCUGAUAGUCUUUAUCCUGUUGUCAGUGGUGCAAGUAUAGCUGCAAAGGUUACGAGGGACCGAGCUGUAAGAGAUUGGGUGCUCGAUGAGACUGCUGAUAAUAUACACAGGAACUUUGGUUCUGGAUAUCCUGCAGAUCCCGCAACCAAGUCUUGGCUAGAAAAUCACAAACAUUCUAUCUUCGGUUUUCCAACAUUGGUUCGGUUUAGUUGGGGAACUUGCAGCACUUAUUUUAAAAGUGGUGCUGAAGUUUUAUGGUAA